AAGACCAAGAUAACUCUAUUGGCAUAUUGGCAAACAGUUUAACACAACAUGUAUAAGGUUGAGUAAGUGUUGAAAGUUUAACCUUAACUGUUAUUUUAUAAAUAGAGCUAUGAAAGGAAGUCAUGGGUUAGCAGGAUAGAAUCGUAUAAAAAGGAUGGAAAGAUCGCUUCUCAGAUGAAGUCGUUUUAACCGCUAUAACUUUUAAUCACAUCUAAAAAGGUAGUUUAUUGAACAAUCGCUCGCUAUGGUUUCUUUCAACACUUUUGCUUACGCUGCCUUCGCAGCUGUUGCUUCUGCUCAAUGGACCAACAGUUCUUCUUCAGAAUUGCCAUCCUCUAGUGAGAGUUUCAUAAUCUCCUCCUCUUCCUCCAGUGCUGCUGAAAGUACUCCAUACAUCACUGGUUACAUUGGUGAGGAGGGAUCUCCAGUCUUUGAGAUUGUCGUUCCAGGCUCUCUUGGACCAUGGACUGGUGUCGAAGUUUCAGGAUCAAAUGAUGAUACUGCUUACGUCUUUGACUCUGUUGACAUCGCCAUCUCUGAUGAAACUGUCAGCGCCGGUACCACUACUGACGACACUUUCGCAGGUGCUUACUUCAACGCUAUUCUCAAUGAAGAUGACUUGAUCUUCCUUAUUUAUGCCACUGCUACUGGUGGUAACCCAUACAGCAUUUCUGCCACUCUUUCUGUCUCCACAGCAGACCAGAAGCUGGUAAAGAGAGCUGUUACCACUUAUGAUUUGAGUUUCACUAUUGAAGAUGAUGCUUCAAGCAUUUCAAGUGCUCCAGUCACCUCUACCACUACAGAGGAGGAUAUUUCCACAACUGUUGUCACUAUCACUUCUUGUUCGGAUGAUAAGUGCACUGAGACCCCUGUUACCACUGGUGUCACUGUUAUCACAAAGACAGAAGGCGGAGUUCCAACUGAAUACACCACAUACUGUCCAUUAUCUGCUAUUUUAAAUUUCAGUGCUGAAAUUAUUUCUUUGCGAGCUUCUCUGUGCCUAAAUUGACACUGUGUUUCAUUAGCUCAUUUUAUUCUUCGCUAUCUUGUCUGAAAGACAUUUUACUUCUAAACCAAUCACCACUUUAUUUGGAUUCUUAUCUGUGCUAGUUAAACCUCAAUUCUGAGACCUUAUGGGUGAAUCAACCUUUGAUCCAAGAGCAUCUCUUAUGAGCGGAAUCAAUGCGCCCUGACUGCCAUUAAUUUCUUCGUCAUGUAUGUUGUAUCAUGAUAUUAUAUAUACAUAUUUCCAACUAUUUUACUUCUAGGUUGGAUAUUUCAUAGUCAUUUCUCCAAACAAGUUUAACUUUUGUAGGAUUGAGGCGUGAAGGAGUUUCUAGUUUAAAAGGAAUCAACAUUAGUAUUCAA
Williopsis jadinii is the source of this 1368-nucleotide messenger RNA. RefSeq lists its product as uncharacterized. The coding region runs from base 245 to 1009 and encodes 254 amino acids. The transcript has 3 exons. NCBI's taxonomy places the organism in Eukaryota, Fungi, Ascomycota, Saccharomycetes, Phaffomycetales, Wickerhamomycetaceae. The record is from RefSeq and is a predicted model, not a curated record.